This is a messenger RNA of Adineta ricciae, 273 nucleotides long. The record is from the annotation of a GenBank genome assembly. NCBI's taxonomy places the organism in Eukaryota, Metazoa, Rotifera, Eurotatoria, Adinetida, Adinetidae.
AUGCUCGAACCCGAUCUACUCCGCCUGGGUUUUUCUACCACAUCAUCUUCGUUCGAUGAUGGAAUUGUAUUCGUAAUUCCGAACAAACUAAACAUGAACUGCAGUGUGACAACGCUGUAUGUUAUGGAGCCAUGGGAACGAUAUUUAGUGCUUACUAUCGCUUUUCUUGUUAUCACACUUGUCACGUAUUCCGCAAUUGUUUUCAUUCCAUUCCACGUUGGUAAUAUCAUUCGGUCAACAGUACCAAGUCUAACCGAUAUUCUUCUGCAGUGA